UGCGAUGAGCAUCGCCCCGGGCUCAGCCCCCGCGCACCGGGCCCUUUAAGGCGCGAGCCCGGUGCCGCCCUGACGUCAGCGGGGCGGGCGCGCCCGGGCAGCCGCAGCCCCGGCGGCUCCAGCUGCGGCGGGCGCGCCCGACGCCCGUCGCUGCCUGACACCACCGCCAUGGCUGGGGCGCAGGGCUGCGGCGAGGGGAAGAUCGCGGGGCUGUACGACCUGGAGCACACGCUGGGCAAGGGCCACUUUGCGGUGGUGAAGCUGGCGCGGCACGUCUUCACCGGGCAGCGGGUGGCCGUCAAGGUGAUCGACAAGAGCAAGCUGGCGGGGGAGGCGGCGGGGCAGCUCCUGCAGGAGGUGCGCUGCAUGAAGCUGGUCCAGCACCCCAACGUGGUGCGCCUCUACGAGGUCAUCGACACCCACGCCAAGCUCUACCUCAUCCUGGAGCUGGGUGACGGUGGGGACAUGUUCGACCACAUCAUGCGGCACGAGGGCGGGCUGACCGAGGCGCGGGCCAAGCACUACUUUGCCCAGAUCGUCCACGCCAUCUCCUACUGCCACAAGCUCCACGUGGUCCACCGCGACCUCAAGCCCGAGAACGUGGUCUUCUUCCAGGAGCAGGAGGUGGUCAAGCUCACUGACUUCGGCUUCAGCAACCGCUUCCAACCCGGCAAGAUGCUCACCACCAGCUGCGGCUCGCUGGCCUACUCGGCGCCCGAGAUCCUGCUUGGGGAUGAGUAUGAUGCCCCGGCUGUCGACAUCUGGAGCCUGGGGGUCAUCCUCUACAUGCUGGUGUGCGGCCACCCCCCCUUCCAGGAGGCCAACGACAGUGAGACCCUCACCAUGAUCAUGGACUGUCGCUACACCGUCCCCCCACACGUCUCGGCACAGUGCACGGAUCUCAUCUCCAGGAUGCUGCAGCGGGACCCGAAGCAGCGAGCCUCCCUGGAGCAGAUCGAGGGCCACGCGUGGCUGCAGGGGGUGGACCCGUCCCCCGCCAGCCGCUGCCUGCUGCCCCUCACCUCCCACAAGCGCGUGUCCGAGGAGGAGCACGAAAUCAUCCUCCAGGCCAUGACGUGCGGGAACAUCGCGGACCGGGACACCAUCCAGGAGGCGCUGGAGGCUGACCGCUACAACCACAUCACAGCCACGUAUUUCCUGCUGGCGGAGAGGAUGCUGCGGGAGAAGCAGGAGAAGCAGGGCCACCGCCUCAGCCUCGUCUACAACCUGGCCAAGGAGGUGCAGAGCAGAACCAACUUAUCAGACACAUUUGGCCCCGCAAGCAGCGCUGGUGGCCUCUCGCCCUUCACGGAAGCAUCAGGUGGCCUCACCAUGAGUCCCCGGCUGCCCCCCGGAGCGGACCUUGUUGGCCGGCAAACCCCUGGGACCCUGCUGAAGGUCCCUGCCGUUGACACCACCAUCACCAAGAGCACCCCAGCCCUGCAGCAGAUCUGUGAAGAGGAAGAGGAGGAUGAGGAGGAGGAGGAGGGGAGACCGAGCACCAUGGAGAGGAAGAGCAGCUCGCUGAACCAGGAGCAGAUGCGAGCCUUCCUGCGUGCCCACCGCCCGCCUGGCCGCGGGGAGGUCUGGGGGCCGGGGCCCGAGCUGGGGGGCCGGGGUGGGCGCCUGGGCGCAGCCUGGGCUGGGAAGGGAGCGAGUGCGGGUCGGGGUCCCCUGGUGGCACGGGAGGAUGGAGCUGAGGUCCCCAGGACGAGGGAGAACAUGGAGCUGGGGGGGUCCUUGGCAGAGCCCCCCAGGGAGAGAGCCGCCACCCCGCCACCCCAGAGCAGCCCUGCUGGGGUCCCUUGGGCACAGGGGACACAGACAACCCCCGCCACCCUCCCAGGUCCCAUGGGCAAGUCCCCAGGGCCCACAUCACCCACCAGCCCAGCCCGGCGGUCAGUGGAGAACUUGGGCCUGGGGGGCAUUGAGGGGGUUGCAGAGAAUGUCAUCAAGCUGGACCCAGGCAAGAGCAAGGGGGGCAGCCUGCGGGACAGGCUCCUGCAGUUCCCGCUCUGCGAGAAAGCCCUGGCCUUCAAAAUCCGGCCCAGCUCCAAGGAGAGUCUCCUCUCCCUGGGGCAGUUCAACUGCUGCCAUGUCAUUUAAGCCCUGGGGCAUGGGUGCGGGACGACACCCGCUCCCUGCUUUGGUCCUGCCUGUGCCCCAUGGAGCAGUGGCUAUGGGGUUGGCAGGGGACACAGUGACUCUGCUUUGUCACCCGUGGUGGCCACCCUGCCAGCACCCACCCUGGACACCCGCUGCGGUGCCAGGGGACCGGGCUGGGGCAGACCCCCAGGAUGGGACUGCCCGGGGCCGGGGUGAGGUGGGUUGGGGUCU
Molecule: messenger RNA, 2337 nt
Organism: Columba livia (rock pigeon)
Lineage: Eukaryota; Metazoa; Chordata; Aves; Columbiformes; Columbidae
Product: SNF-related serine/threonine-protein kinase
Exons: 6
Coding region: 169-2106 (645 amino acids)
Biological process (GO): intracellular signal transduction; protein phosphorylation
Cellular component (GO): cytoplasm
Molecular function (GO): ATP binding; protein serine/threonine kinase activity
Source: RefSeq, a predicted model, not a curated record